UUUCUCUCUCUAAAAAUACAUAGAUGUGUGUGUGACUCUGUAUGUUUGUAUCUCUUGUUGAUCCCCGUCUCUCGCGUUUGUCUAGAUUAUACAUAUACAUAUAAAUAGAGUGGAAAUUGAUUGUGUGUGUAAUCGAUAUAAGAGACGGCGUAAUUGUAAAAGCGUGAAAAUGGCGGAGGACAAGUACAACCUGAAGAAUCCAGCUGUGAAGAGGAUUCUACAGGAGGUCAAGGAGAUGCAGUCAAAUCCUUCCGAUGAUUUCAUGAGCCUCCCUCUCGAGGAGAACAUAUUUGAAUGGCAGUUUGCAAUCAGAGGACCUGGUGAAACCGAGUUUGAGGGAGGCAUCUAUCAUGGACGAAUCCAAUUACCUGCAGAAUACCCAUUCAAGCCGCCUUCAUUUAUGCUACUGACACCGAAUGGUCGUUUUGAAACCCAGACUAAGAUAUGUUUAAGCAUAUCGAAUCAUCAUCCUGAGCAUUGGCAGCCAUCAUGGAGCGUUCGAACUGCUUUAGUAGCUCUAAUUGCAUUUAUGCCCACCAAUCCAAAUGGCGCACUGGGCUCACUAGACUAUAAGAAGGAAGAGAGGCGUGCUCUUGCAAUCAAAUCUCGUGAAGCUGCCCCAAAAUUCGGGAAUGCUGAACGUCAAAAACUAAUUGAGGAGAUUCAUGAAUAUAUGCUGAGCAAGGCACCCCCAGUUCCUCAGCUCAGCUCCUCACUUAGUCCUGAGGAACACUCCACCAAUGAAGAACGUGAAGCACAGGCAAGUCACCAAAAUGUUGGUGAAGCUGCUGGUGAAGGGCUCCUGGGGCCAGGCGUUGGUGACAGGAUUGUUGACGAGCCGCAUGAGGCUCCUUUGAAUGUAAAUCCCAUUUCUGAGGGUGGGAGUGUGUCAGAACAAGUUCCUGCUGGACGCUCAAAUGAGCAGCUUCUGCAUAAGCCAGAAGCGAAGGUUCAGAGGCCGGCUGAUGAUCGGUUGUUCACAUGGGCUGCUGUUGGACUUACCAUUGCUAUAGUCGUUCUUCUAUUAAAGAAGUUCAUGAAAGCUAAUGGUCAUGGUGCUGUUUUCAUGGAUGGAUCUUAGAUACGGCGGUGUUAGUGCAUCAUAGUUUGGAAGAGUAUACAAAUGCUGUGCCAAAUGGAACAUGCGGUAAUAUCUUAUUACUCAUACUACAUGUAUUGAUAACAUUAAGCUUAGAAAUAUGCAAUAUUCAUAUUUGUAAGUAUGGUAAAUCAGUUGUUCUACUUGUGGUAGAUUCUGUUUGAAGGGAGAAAAGAGUUUGCAUAUCUGCAAGUGUGAUAGAUUAGUAGUUGUGGGAGAUCUGCAACAAUUAUCAUGACACAUUGAUGUAAAAUGAAAAAUAUAUAUAUAUAUAUGUGUGUGUGUGUGUGUGUGUAUAUAUAUAUAUAUAUGCACCUUAAGUGUUUCCGAA
Messenger RNA from Cornus florida, 1430 nucleotides. RefSeq names its product ubiquitin-conjugating enzyme E2 32-like. The transcript is spliced from 5 exons. Bases 170 to 1081 code for a protein of 303 amino acids. The record is from RefSeq and is a predicted model, not a curated record. NCBI's taxonomy places the organism in Eukaryota, Viridiplantae, Streptophyta, Magnoliopsida, Cornales, Cornaceae.